Messenger RNA from Dromiciops gliroides (monito del monte), 4506 nucleotides. It is a transcript of the gene IFT56, whose product is annotated as tetratricopeptide repeat domain 26. The record is from RefSeq and is a predicted model, not a curated record. The transcript is spliced from 18 exons. The coding region runs from base 541 to 2205 and encodes 554 amino acids. Gene Ontology annotation, molecular function: intraciliary transport particle B binding; protein binding. Gene Ontology annotation, biological process: intraciliary transport involved in cilium assembly; intraciliary anterograde transport. NCBI's taxonomy places the organism in Eukaryota, Metazoa, Chordata, Mammalia, Microbiotheria, Microbiotheriidae. Gene Ontology annotation, cellular component: ciliary basal body; intraciliary transport particle B; ciliary base.
CUGAGCGCAGUGCAAAUGCUAGUUGACUACCUCACAGGGUUGUUGUAAAGAUCAAAUAAUAACGACGGAUUAAAGCGCUCGGGAAAUCUUAAAGCGCUCUUAUCAAGCUGAGAAGCCUUCAAUAAGGGCCUGGGGACAGGACCCGUCUGCUUUCUAGCCUGGCUAGGGAGGUGUAGAGAGGCUCAUUGCUUGGAAGAUGACCGGUAGCUGGUGAAUUCUCUAGCCAUGACAACCUAGAAAGCGACGGAAGACAAUAAAAGGAACCAAAAAAAGCUAGCGAGAUGGUUUGGGGUAGCUCUCGGGGAGAAGGAAGCACGAGCUCUUUUCGUUUUGCCUGAAGCAGAGUGGAACCAAGAGCCUCGCGGACCGAGUUCCCCGGAGGGCGCUUCUACCCGACGGAACGCUAAGCUUUCCCUCGCGCCCUCCCCUCCGCCCCGCGGGGGUUGCCGUGGAAACGGAGGAGGGAGCGCGGAUGCGGAGAGUGGCCGGAGCGGGGCCUUUGCUGCUUCUCCACCGAGUGGACUCGAUUCAGUCGCCAAGAUGAUGCUUUCAAGAGCCAAACCUGCUGUAGGUGGAGACCUACAGCAAAUUGACAAGCGGAAGAAGAAAGGAAGAAAGAUUCCAAAACUAGAAGAGCUGCUAUCACAAAGAGAUUUCACAGGAGCCAUUACCCUGCUGGAGUUCAAACGUCAUGUGGGAGAGCAAGAUGAGGAUGCUGAUCUCUGGAUUGGAUAUUGUGCUUUUCAUCUGGGCGACUACAAGAGAGCUUUGGAGGAAUAUGAAUCUGUGACAAAGGAGGAGGGUUGUAAUCCUGAAGUUUGGGUGAACUUGGCCUGUACCUACUUCUUUCUUGGGAUGUAUAAACAAGCAGAAACAGCAGGCUUUAAAGCUCCUAAAAGCCGACUCCAAAAUCGUCUUCUCUUCCACUUGGCUCACAAGUUCAACGAUGAGAAGAAAUUGAUGAAUUUUCACCAGAAUCUUCAGGAUAUUACGGAAGAUCAGCUCAGUUUGGCAUCGAUUCACUAUAUGCGAUCUCACUACCAAGAAGCUAUUGAUAUCUACAAGCGAAUACUUCUGGAUAACCGGGAAUAUCUUGCUCUCAAUGUUUAUGUGGCUCUUUGUUACUAUAAAUUGGAUUAUUACGAUGUGUCUCAAGAAGUGCUGGCUGUUUACCUUCAGCAAAUUCCUGAUAGCACCAUUGCUCUCAACCUCAAGGCCUGUAACCAUUUCCGUCUUUACAACGGCAAAGCAGCUGAGGCAGAACUUAAGAGCCUGAUGGACAAUGCCUCUUCAUCUUUUGAAUUUGCUAAGGAACUUAUCAAGCACAAUCUGGUUGUUUUCCGAGGUGGUGAAGGUGCUUUGCAGGUUUUGCCUCCCCUGGUUGAUGUUAUUCCUGAAGCUAGAUUAAACUUAGUGAUUUACUAUCUUCGUCAGGAUGAUGUACAAGAGGCUUAUAACUUAAUUAAAGAUCUAGAACCUACAACUCCUCAGGAAUACAUCCUCAAGGGGGUGGUUAAUGCAGCUCUUGGACAAGAAAUGGGUUUGAGGGAUCAUCUGAAAAUUGCCCAGCAGUUCUUCCAGUUGGUGGGUGGAUCAGCUAGUGAAUGUGAUACGAUACCAGGGAGACAAUGUAUGGCCUCCUGCUUCUUCUUGCUUCGACAAUUUGAUGAUGUCUUGAUCUACCUCAAUUCUGUCAAGAGUUAUUUCUACAAUGAUGACACCUUUAAUUUUAAUUACGCACAAGCCAAAGCUGCCACAGGAAACACCAGUGAGGGUGAAGAGGUGUUUCUUUUGAUCCAGAGUGAGAAGAUGAAAAACGACUACAUUUACCUCAGUUGGUUAGCACGAUGCUACAUUAUGAAUAAGAAACCAAGAUUAGCCUGGGAGCUCUAUCUGAAGAUGGAAACAUCGGGGGAGUCCUUUAGUCUUUUACAACUCAUUGCUAAUGACUGCUAUAAGAUGGGCCAAUUUUACUAUUCAGCCAAAGCCUUUGAUGUCCUGGAAAGACUGGAUCCCAACCCUGAAUACUGGGAAGGCAAGAGGGGUGCCUGUGUGGGCAUUUUCCAAAUGAUAUUAGCUGGCAGAGAACCCAAAGAGACCCUUCGAGAAGUGUUGCAUCUCCUGAGAAGCACUGGUAACACCCAGGUGGAGUACAUAAUUCGCAUCAUGAAGAAGUGGGCCAAAGAAAAUAGAGUUCCUGUCUGAGAUGGCAUCAUCAUGUCAUCACGAUCCUCGUGGUCAAGUUCAAGGGAACCAGAUAUCUCCUUGGGAGAAACAAAGAAGUUUAGUUUGGAUGUGGAGGGCAGAAUGGAUGCACUUUUAUGGAUAUUUUCUUCCUGCGUUCAUCUGUCCUGAAUAUCAAUGACCCCCAUAUUUAGGCUGAGCUUUCUGACUGAGCAGAGAGCCAUAGUGUACAUUAUGGCCCCUGUGUAAUCAUAAUAGCAAUAAUACCGUCAACUUUAUUGGUGCCUUUCAAAGAACUCAAAUCACUUUGUGUAACAUAAACUAAUUUUAAAGAGAAAGUAUGGGCUACUUUCUAUCUCUACCACUGUAGAGUUCCAUGGUACUGUCUCCUUACUGCAAUAACUUCUGGCUUCUAGGUCAUUGAUGCUCAAGCGUGACUUUCACUCGAUCAUCUGAUCUUAUGGCCACUCACAUUUUAUUGUCUACUUGAUUUUGCAUAGAAAGCUUUAUAAAAGAAACAUCCCUGGCAUCUAGAAGAGCAGUGCCUACAAGUGACUACAUUAAGUUCUGAAUGACAAUGGGCUCCUUCAUCGAGCCCAAAAUGAUAAAUAACUUAGUUCUGUAUAAAUCACUCUUCGAAGAGAUUGAAUUUCUAGUGGCUAUGUGUAACAGAAGAGAAAGAUCAAUAUUGUAUUUUUAAAGAAGUAUGCACUUCUAGGCAACUCUGAGUGCAGUACCUCUCAAAAUAUUCAGGAAACAAAAUGUACACAUUUUCUUACUACCCCCAUGUAGUUUAAACAACAAAGAUGCCUUCAUAUCAAGUCUUUAUACUCUUUCAUAGCCAUCCCAUUGAACUAACAUCACUUCAUAAAAGUGAUGUUUAUAUCUAUAAAAGUUUGAUUAUUGUAGUAAUUUGAUACAAGUCACACAUUGCUGAUUGUAUAGACCUCUCUCUAGGGAGGAUAUCCUAAUGGAUGAAUUCUGGAGGUGUAGUCAGUGUUUUAGGACUUCUCAUGCCUCAUAUUCCUGAGCCAACACAGAGCUGCAACAGCAUGAGACAGUCCCUAGGUUCAUACCCCAGAGCCCAAACCCAAAGGAAAUGAGUAGGAUAAAGCCGAGAAGGCAGGACUGGAAGGGAGGUCUUAAUUAGCUCUUUGUAACAGCCAGAAUAGAGAAAGGUAUCUAUCCAGCCCCCUCCAUGGUGGGGGGGGGGGAGUAGGAAGGAAGGACCCACUCUCAAACCCCCAUCUUCCCGCCGUGGCUCCAGUGGGGAUGGGAACAUGCUAGCAGUGAGAACUCCCUGCUGCCAGGGAGACAGGUAAGAAGAGCACUCACUUCAGACUUCUACCCCCGGGAGGCAUACAGCUCUCUAUAGGGUUUGCAUUCAGUUUCUUUUAGUUUUAAUAUCAUUGUGGCUCUUGCUAUGUUGAGUCAAUUCUGAUUACCCAUGAAAAGAAAUGGGCUCUUUUAAUUCAACUUAAAGAAUCAAGCCACGAUGUCAUUUAUUAAGGCACCUUUUCUCCUCCACCGUACUGUGUCUAAAUUUUGAAAACUAAUAACCAGCUCUCACCAUUCAAGGCACUAUCCAGAGCAUAUCUGGAAAGAACUUGAAUGUAAUUUUUAGUUACUUUUCUAAUCCUUACCUCACUUGAAUAUUAGAAAACACUUAAGACUAUGUGAAACAGAUCAAAGUGCAAUCCUUUUUAAUAGCUGCUGGAAAUGAGCUUUGUCUUCCAGUCAAUGACUGAUUGCUUAAAAUGUCCUGGGUGUAGUUCAUGCUAGAGUGGCCCAUCUAUUGAUGGCAAACCCACAUCAAAUUAGAUAUAAGGGAUUAGUUCAGACUGUCUUUUUUGACCUUUUUAUUGUCUUUUUUUCAGGGACACAUGCCAAAAAAAAAAAAAAAGAGGUUCCAAACUUUUAAAAAACAUUUUAAAAGAAAUAUUGAGGCUUAAAAAUGUUAGGACUAAUUCAAAGUGAGAUUUACAUAAGUGGAACCAUUCAGUUUUGUUAUUAUUAAGGAUAAUAACUUGUGAAAUGGUUUGAAAAAUUCUAGAAAAAGGACUGUAGCAAAUUGGGCAGCCAUUGUUAACUAUCUGCGAUCAUAUGAGGGAUAGAAGAAAAUGUUGUUGCUCAGGCUCAGGAAUAUAGUAUACUACUUACAGUGUAUAGAAUCAGAAUAUAUUAUAUAUAUAUCUGUGUGUAUAUAUAUAUAUAUCAGUGUACAGGUAUUAUAGCAUACUCAAAAAAGGAAAAUAAAUCUUUUAACAAUUAUUUUUGUACUUUAAAGAGAUUAUUGCAUCCCUCUGUAAUAUGUCUUAAUUA